GGCUGUGGAUAGAAGAAAAAGUGAAGUGGGUCAUUGUCUUAUCCUGUCCUGACUGUAGAGAGAGGUGAAGAAAGGAAGUUGGGAGUUGGGCAGAGCUAAAACCCAAAACAUUAACUCUAAAGUUUCGCCACCAACAUGGCAACAGUGGUGGUGCUACAGCAGCAACCGCACCCUUCUUUCUCCAUCCUCACUUCUUCUCUCUCUGACUUCAAUGGCGCCAGACUCCACAACAAUAUUCCAUGGCAUCACUCUCCCCUGCCGAAAGCGGCACUUCAAGUUACAGCAUCAAGACUCCUUGUCAAAGAUGGUCAUCAGACCAAGGCUUUUGCAGUUCCAAGGAGGAAUGCAAUGGCAUUGAUCUUGUCAAGUUAUAUCUUCUCAGAAUUUGCUUACCGCAACGCUGCAUUUGCUCAAUCAUCUAUUGGAUUCAGGGAAUACAUAGAUACCUUUGAUGGUUAUACCUUCAAGUAUCCUCAAAACUGGAUUCAAGUUCGAGGUGCUGGAGCUGACAUAUUCUUCAGGGAUCCUUAUGUUCUUGAUGAAAAUGUUUCUGUGGAAAUGUCAUCACCAUCAUCCUCCAGGUACAAGACUGUUGAAGACUUGGGUCCACCAGAAGAAGCUGGAAAGAAAGUACUUAAGCAGUAUCUUACAGAGUUUAUGUCUACAAGACUUGGCGUCAGGCGUGAAUCCAGCAUUCUUUCCACAACUUCGAGAGUUGCUGAUGAUGGGAAGCUUUAUUAUGAAGUGGAGGUAAACAUAAAGUCAUAUGCAAACAACAAUGAGUUGGCUGUGAUGCCACAAGAUCGACCCAUUAAUUUGGAAUGGAACCGGCGUUAUCUUUCAGUUCUGGGAGUUGAGAACAACCGGUUAUAUGAGUUGAGAUUACAAACACCAGAAAAUGUAUUUGUAGAAGAGGAAAGUGAUCUUCGCCAGGUUAUAGACUCCUUCAGAGUAAACAAGGUGGCUGCUUGAUCAAUUUAGAUACACCCCCACAUUUUGUGAUUCAAAUCAAGAGUCUUUCCAAUGAUAAUUCUUUGCUUAGAGGACUUGAAACUGUAUUUCCAGUAGCAUUAAUAGCUUUUCCAGUUUGGGAAAUCAUAAUAAGGCAAUGAGUGCUUUCCUUUGAUCA
This is a messenger RNA of Pistacia vera, 1129 nucleotides long. RefSeq names its product psbP domain-containing protein 1, chloroplastic. Gene Ontology annotation, molecular function: calcium ion binding. Bases 136 to 972 code for a protein of 278 amino acids. Lineage: Eukaryota; Viridiplantae; Streptophyta; Magnoliopsida; Sapindales; Anacardiaceae. Gene Ontology annotation, cellular component: photosystem II; extrinsic component of membrane; photosystem II oxygen evolving complex. The transcript has 3 exons. The record is from RefSeq and is a predicted model, not a curated record. Gene Ontology annotation, biological process: photosynthesis.